This is a messenger RNA of Symbiodinium sp. CCMP2592, 7761 nucleotides long. The record is from the annotation of a GenBank genome assembly. NCBI's taxonomy places the organism in Eukaryota, Dinophyceae, Suessiales, Symbiodiniaceae.
AUGCAUCUCGUAGCUUUUCGCUCUAUGCUUUUUGGAGAGGUUGCGUCGUCGGUCUUCUCUUUCCUUCUCCAAGGGUCCUCGAGCGGCUGGUUCGGAUUGGCCUGUCCUGGCCAUUGUGCGGGGUCACUGAGUUUCUCCGUCUCUUUGGCCUUUGGAGGCUUCUGCGCCGGGGCCCUCACCACCCUUUUCCUCCUCCGCCUCCUCCCGACUUACGUCUCCGGGCUUACGCUUUGCAUGGGCGACGACCUGGCCCGGACCAUCGCUGAGGUGCAAGGGGCCCUUGAGAGGCGUUCUGACAUCCGUGCUCGCUUCCCUGCUUGCCCUCCUCACUGCUUGGAACUUUGUGAGAGGCUUGCUCCUGCGAACCACUUCACUGCCGCCGACCGUGCCCGCCGGGCCUGGACUGCUGGACUGUGGGCCAAGGAGGUUUUGGAGGGCACCGUGGCCACUCCUGAUCCUGUGCUUAGCUUGCGGCCUACUGUCUACAUUGUCUUGCGGAGCGAGAGGCUUGACCGCCCUGCCCGCUUUGCAACCUUCCGAAUGAACGCAGAGGCUUUAAAGGUAGAUGGGGAAAGCGCAGGUACACUCUGCACUAUAAAGUGGCCUCCCGUGCCCGACGUGCCGGACCGUGCCCUUCACUUGCUCUUACCCUUGCUUCGCAGGCCUGGCGCUUUCCUUGCUGCGCUGCCUCUUGUGCUCCUGGAGGAUGUCCAGAGUCUCUCGACGGGCGAGGCCCUAUCGGUCUUCGGCCCUUCCGUCGUGGUGUCUGUGCCGGCAGUGGAAGAGGGAGAUCUUGGGGAGGAUGUGGCAGCAGGCUACGACAUACAAGUGAUCCUGCUGGACUUGGACGAGUCCCUCCUUUCCUUUAUGGGCCCUUUCGAUCCUGUCACAGAGCCGGGGCUGGUGGUUGGUUUCGAGCCUGCCGCCCCUCACGUGAUGCCGGCGCCAGAAGAUCUCAUGAAAGCCGCUGUCGAUUGGGUGAGUGGAGAUCAAGCCCCAGGCCUCGCUUAUGUUACCGCCCAAGAGGGCUCGGAGGGCCACGAGGAUGCCCAGCCGAAGAGGGCUGCACGUGCCAAACGCGUCACCACGGCACAGCUGGCCGAACAGGUGAACCAACUUGCUUCUGUGCUGCCCGGUCUUGUCGAGCAGGUGAGGCUCGUGUCGGAGCGUCUGGCCGCUGCCCUGCCUCCUCCUGCCCGCUUGGGGUUGGCUCCGAAAGCGGCGCCUGCGCCCGCCGCUCCUGCACCGGCCGCUGCGCCAAAGUCCUCUGCCUUGCCAGCCUCCUCGGAUCAGCUAGCCACAGCUAUUGCUCAGCAGGGUCAGGCCUUGAGUCUCCUAGUGUCGCAUCUCGCCUCGCAAGGCGAGGCUCUCGACCUGAACGCGGCCACAGCAGGACUGAGCACAAAGGGCUCGGCGAAGCGCGAGAAGCUCCAGCAGGAGCUCAUGACCCGCACCGGCUCGUUUUACCUUCAAGUGUGCCAGAAUGCCUAUCGUCGGCUUUACCCCGCCACCACAGUGCCGGCGACCUUAGAGAUGAAGGCAGAUGGCAAGCUCAGCUUCGUGACAUAUAUGGAAAGGUUUGGUGGCUACGGCCAGUGCCGCGACCUGGCCCUCGUCAUGCAUCAGUUGGCGUUCAUCGCAGACUGCCUUGUGCAGGACGACGUGCAUGGUGCUCGCGAGCACUUGGGGCUUCUCUUGGCAUCUACCGAGCAGGCGGCCCAGGAUCGCAACUGGUCCCUGGCCUACUUACUUUGCCUGCUGGAGGAACCGGCUUCCCCGUCGGGCCCUUGCCCUGCUGCUUCUGUCGUGCCCUCUUCCGUGGCUCCGCCACCUCCGGAUGCAAUCGGCAGCCCAGCCGGGCAGCAAUCACAAUGUGCCUUCCAGCCUUUGGGCCAUGCUGGCCAGCGUCGCAGGCAAAAGGUUGCGUGCCAGGUUGCACUUCAUGCUGUGGUGGUUGCUGUCAACUUUGUUCACAAUGACUGCAAAUACGUCCCGCUACGGCUUCUUGCCCGGCCGCCUAAUCCUGCCCAGGUUCGCUGCCUUCGCUAUCUGAGGGGAUUGGUUCAGACUUUCGGUGACGUCGAGGACGGGAUUUUCCCUGCCGAGACGGGUCGUCGGAUGAAUUCGCUUCUCGCUCGCCUCUCGGAGGUCUCUCAGAGGCUUUCGAUGCUGGGUCCUCUUGGGGACCCCUAUGCACGCGUGCCUGCUGGCAUCGAGGUUCCUCAAGUCAACGACUCUCCGGACCUCGAGCCUUACCGCUCCCUUUGUGCUAGCCGGCUUCGUUUGGCCGGCCGUGCCAACUGGGACCCUGGUGACCUCCUCCCGCCCGAGCUUGCCAUGGCCUUCGCUCUGCCUUCUUCUUUGCUGAGCGGACGGGUGCCUGCCCCGGAGGAGUACCCUCUUCCCGACCGAGAGUCGGUCCCCGAGACGCGGUUGAUCGACAAAUUGGAGAUCGAAGAGGCCGCAAUGCCGUUGAGGCCAGACUGCCAGGGACUGAGGCCUUGUGCCUCUCUGUUUCGGAUCGCCGAGAUUUUUACCAUCAGAUUGGCGUACCUUGGGCCAGAUGCGUGCCUGCCUUCCUACACCUCGAGCCCUGGCCUCACCCCUGCCAAUGGUGACCAUAUAGGGGUUGAGCUAGCUGUCGCUGGACACCAGCAGCUCCUCAUUGGGGCUGGGCUUUUGCGUGAUGAGACCAGGCUGCUGGGAGGCCACCCGGUUGGCCCCGGCCCCGUUUGGGACGCUUUGGUGAUCGAUGAUUACUUCUGUGUUGCGAGGACCGGGCGGCGCAGCCUGCUUCUUGGUGAGCCUUCUGCCUCCAGCGGUGCCUUAGACCGCGCCCUGAAUUGCUAUGCGCAUUCCGAGCUGAUAGGCUCACCCGAGAAGGACCUUCGUGACGAGCUGCUGGGAAAAGCAGCCGGGGCCGAGAUAAACUCUACGCCUGCAGCCGCGUCGCGGGGACACAUUCUUGUGUCCGCCCCUGCCUCAAAGAGGCUGGCGCUCUCCGAGCUGACCUUGGAGCUGAGCACUUUCCCUGCGACUAGUGAUUGUCUCCACUCGUGCCUGAUGGGAGCCUGGACCUCUGUGGCUUUGUUUCGAAGGCCUGCCGUCGCAUGCUUCCAGCAUGCGUACAGCCUUUUCCCGGCGAGCUCUUUGGAGCCAAGCUCUCCCAAGACCGUGCCGCUGCCGAGGCGCGUCGCUAUGGAGCUGCAGCUCAUUUCCCUGAUUGCCCCUCUUGCUGUCACGGAUGUGUCGGCUCCGUAUGUCGACCGGCUCUAUGCUACUGACUCCUCAGAGCAUAAGGGUGCAUACGUUUCGGCUGCGAUCCCUAGGGAAUUGUCUGAGAGCCUUUGGUUAUGCUCGGAUCGCAAGGGGGCCUACGCUCGGCUUGCUUCCAAGGCUGCUUGCAUACUUCAUAGAAGCGACCCGCUGCACGAGGACGUUGGUCAUGAUCCCUCUGAGGAGCCUGCCGAGGCCCUGCUGCAUGCUCCGAGGCCCCUGGCGUACCACUUCGACUUCCUUGAGUUGUCUUUAGGGCCGCCUGCCCUCUCUGGUGAGCUUUCCCGGCUUGGUUACGCGGUCGGCCCUUUUAUCGAUCUGCGGCUGUCUUCAGACUGUGGUCUCCCUCGCCUCGUCGUUCUCGAGUGGGCAAUGCACCUUGUUGAUGCCGGCCGCCUGCUCGGCCUAUACCUCGUGCCGCCCUGCUCCUGUGGCCUCCCUUCGGUUCUUGGCGCUCACCCGGAGACCAAGACUACCCGACGUGGUGUCCCUGCCCACUUGCACGAAGAGGAAGCGCUUCGCCUUUGCAUUCUCCUCUUCCGCCAUGCCUGCCGACGUGGGAUCUGUGCCCUUCUGGAGCUGCCUCGUGAAGCCGCCCCUGUUGGUUCCCGGGUUUGGCAAGACGUAUUGGCUCGUUUCAAGGCCGAGCAGGUCGAUUUGUCCGCUUGUGCUUUCGGCGAUACCCGUCUUCGGAGUCUCUCCUGCCUGGCCUUCGGACUUGACUGCCUGGAACGGCAAGCUGUGAACGACCUCGCCCUGGGAUUGCGUUGGAAGGUCGAGAUUGCGAUCACCCAUGGUGCCUGCCGCUUUGUCGCAUUUUGCGACUCCUUCGUUGCCCUCUCCUCUCUUGGGACGCCAGUCGCCCUCGACUUCGCCGCUGGGCCUCCUCCUGGGUUCGACUUGCCCUUCUUCUGCGCCCGAGCCUUGCUUUUGCGCCUGCCAGUGGGCUUGGCCUCAUCGAUGCCCACCUUGACUUCAGGGCUUUUGUCCGCACGCAGGGUUUCGACAGUUCCCUUGGUUUCCCUGGCCUGCUUUUGCCCUUUUCCGGCGCUUUCGAUCUCCUCCUUCUUCCUCGUCGUCGGUCUGCUCGGUCGAUCUCCUACUUGUCUUGGCUUCUUUGUCCUCGGCCGCGCUUCAGCCAUGGAUGCCUCGCGAGCUGCAAAGGGUGACGCUGCGCGCCUCCUUUCUCGGGCUGGAAAAGAGCUAAAGACUGGCAGGCCUGUCCAGAGGACGACUGAGCUGCGGCGAGAGAAGUUGAAGGAGCUUUUUGGGAAGUGGCUGCUUACUUUCGGGCAGUCCUUUGAGUGGUUUCUGAUGAGGUCUCGCGCCGACCCAGAUUUUGCCAACGAGGUGCUUAUAUGCUAUGGGCAGCAUCUUUACAAGACUGGCAAAACCUACAGCAGCUACUCCGAGACUCUCAACAUGUUCUCCUCUCAUUGUCCCUCCCUUCGAAGACUUCUGCAGCCGGCCUGGGACCUUGCUUUCUGUUGGCAGCGCGACGAACCGCCAGUACACCACACCGCAAUGCCAUGGCAAGUGCUCACCGCGGCGGUUGCUGUUGCACUGAUCUACGGUUGGGUCGACCUGGCUGGAAUCCUCAGUCUCUGCUGGGGCGGCCUGGCUCGAGUUGGAGAAGCACUAGCUGCCGUCCGGUCUGACUUGGUUUUUCCUGCAGAUGUCGGCUCGGUUGGCAUGGGCCACCUUCUGAUGACGGUGCGUGAGCCAAAGACGCGCUUCAGAGCGGCGCGCCACCAGUCUCUGCGUGUUGACCAACCACAGCUGCUACGAGUCCUCACACUGGCUUUUGGUUCCCUGGAGCCAUCUGAGAAGCUCUGGUCCUUCUCAGGCUCCACGCUCCGCAAUCGCUUUCAAAAACUGAUGCUGGCAUUGCGGCUGGGACCGGGCAUUGUGCCAAAAGUCAGGGAUUUCGACAUGGGGUCACUAAGGGCUGGUGGCGCUACUUGGCUGAUGGAUGCUACAGAAAACCCAGACUACGUACGCAGACGCGGACGGUGGAUAACAACAAAGGUCAUGGAGAUUUACGUUCAGGAGGUGACGGCACUCACCUUCCUUCCCCGCCUCCCAGAUGAUGUGAAGCAGCAUGUUUUUGCAUGGGCAGGUGCAUUUGCUGCUACUUUGGAGAAAGCUGAACGUUGGCACGAGUUCAGCAUUCCCCCUUCAUCCUGGAGGUACCUCGCGGCUCACGGAGAUGACUUGGAUGCACUUCCCAAGAGUACACAUGCAAACUACGGGGCAGAUGUGGUUAUCGGCCAGCUGUCGCAAGAGGCCGCGUCGCUGGAGAUCGCCAGCAAGUUGGCUGGAAAGGGCUUCUGUGUGGUCUCAGCAGGCUUCGAAGACAGCGUUUUGCGACGAGCCGUAGAUGAGAUUGCUGCCUUCUCGAGAUCGGACCGCUGGCAGCAGGUCAAUACAGUCAUUCAGGACGGCCUCCUCGGUGCAGAAGGGUCGGCGCUCGUGGCCGAACUGGAGUCGCCAGAGCGCGAUCCAGCCGCACGGGAAGAUGGCGAGGUCUUGCAGGAGCUCGACACCGCUAUCACCCACCUAGGCUUCCACAUUGAGCCGUACCUUGCGAGCUUCGGUGUAGAGGUUUCCCACAGAGGACGUGCAGUAGUUCACCAGGCAGGCGAGCCGGGUGAAGAACGCGUUCCCCUCAACGACAAGGAGGUCUUUCCGACCUGUUCUCCACUUUGCAUCUUCUCCUCCUUCGGUGAGGCUGUGGAUGCCUUGGCGGAGGCGCAGGCCAUCGCAGAUCAUGAGCCAGACGAGGCAGCGGGCUGGACAAUUAGGCGGCGACGCCAGCGCGCUGAGGAGCUGGGCAGACGAGCUCUGAUGUUGCAGCAAGACGUCGGCCAAACACUGCGGCGCCUCAAAGAGGAGACAGUCCCCGAGUACUCCGAGCUUGGUCACACCACCGUGGCGAUCGCCGUUCUAAUCUCGUCUGCAGACCUGACCUCCCUGUGUGGACUGCUGGAUACAAGCUUGCAGCUCGUGCAGGAUUUUGGCCGUUUCCGAACAGGCUGGCGCAUUCUCCACAUCCAGGACACUCUUCCCGGCCCCUGGGUGCGUGCAGACAUCCCCGCGUCGGAGGAGGCCAUACAGCGGGUUCUGAUGCGUGGUCACCUCGUACCUCCGAAUGCAUCGGUGCAAGGACAGUGCUACGUCAUCCUGGCCGUUCCAUUGCUCGACGCGGUCUCCCACCAGGCGCGCCGGCUCGACGGCUGGGUUGUUGAGGCCACAAGAAGGAAGGGGCGCCUCGCGGCUGAAGAGAAGGAGGAGCGCUUGGCCGCAGCUGCCCGUCUCGCGGAGUCUUCGAUGCGGGAGCAGAGGAGGCUGGCUAUGGAUGGCUUCCAUGCAGCGGCGGUGGCAAGCCAGGUCAUGAUCAUCGUUUUCCUGGGCCCGUCGACGGGGACGCUAGAGAUGAGACCCUACAACACCGACGACGCGGAGACGCUUGACAUCAUCACGCGUCCAGGAACGCUUGUAGUUCUUCGACCGGAUCUCCUGUCGCACAAACAUUUCUCGAACGGCCGGUCCAUGGCCAUCAGUGCCUUUUUCCUCCAGAACGAGCGGAAGUCUAGAGCGAACAAGAGGUCGGAUAAAAUGAUCCCGGCCGCAAAAGAGCUCGACGACUGGGCCGUGAAUCGCCUUCGGGAGCUGAAAGAGAAGAACCUCAACUCCCAGUUCUGGGAUCCCAACAUUCCGCGGGAAUGGCAGUCGGCCAUGAACCACAUGUUUCACAAGGGCCAGAUGAUUGCGGUCAAGGGCGAGGCGUGCAAACUUCCGGGCACGGAAAAUCCGUCCACGUUUGCCAUGGCUACAGCUUUCGGCCCGGACUACCCCAUGGAGGUUCCAAGGAUCAGGUGGGAUCACAUGGAGGAUGUCUACGAUCCAGAUCCAGAAAGCUGGCGAUAUUUCAAGUCUUACUGUAGACAUGGCAGCUUUAUGGAUGGCAUCGAACUCUUUGACUGCAAGAUGUUCUCCAUGUCGCCCAACGAGGCGAAAUCCAUGGAUCCGCAUCAGAGGCUGAUCCUGGAGGUGGGCUACGAGGCUCUGUACAACAUGGGCAUGCGGAAGAACACCUUGGUGAACACCACCUGCGGCAUUUACGUCGGCUGUGGUAACCAGGAGUGGUCGAUGGUGCCCCGUGAUGCGGACCAGGGCGCCUUUGCCGCUACAGGCGGUGCCCUAUCGAUCAGCUCUGGGCGAUUUUCCUUCACUCUCGGACUGAAGGGACCGAGUAUGACCAUAGAUACCGACGCCUCCUCUGGAGCGACGUGCGUGUAUCUCGGUGCAGAGGCCGUCCAGCGCAAAGGCCGCGCGACGCCCAAUGAGUUCUCGGUGGCCAUCGCCGCGCAUCUCUUGCUAGCAGGAAUUUGGUGGCCAUCUCACUGUGCCUCGGGCUGGCUGUGUGCCACCGGCCGCUGCCUGACCUUUGAUGCCUCUGCGGCACGGACCUCGGAAGGAUAA